This is a messenger RNA of Lodderomyces beijingensis, 3474 nucleotides long. Lineage: Eukaryota; Fungi; Ascomycota; Pichiomycetes; Serinales; Debaryomycetaceae. The record is from the annotation of a GenBank genome assembly.
AUGGGGAAGUCAGCAGUAAGUACUACAGCUAAACCACCAUCGCCAACUCCAGCUUCGGCAACCGCUUUAUCCUCGUCGCCAUCGUCUUCCUCCGCAGCAGCAGCAGCAGCACGAACUAGCACCUUUGCCCGUCACCCGUACAGCCAGCAGAGGAUAUAUUCGCCUCCGCACCCGAAUCCCUACCCGUCUUCUCCAAAAGCGCACUCGUCGUCCUCGUCCUCAUUAUCUAAUUCAUCUCGCUUUGGAUUAAAUAGUCAUGAGUAUUUUAGAGUAGAAUACAACCACGGUGAUAGCAACAGCAACAACAACAACGAGAAGAACAACGAGAAGAACAACGAGAGCAGCUUUUACAAGAACUCGCCCCAGUACCACUACCCGACCUUUGACGAGGAGAACAAGCGGAAGAAUAGUGGUUCAACUUACACAUUUGGCACCCGCGACUACAACCACCACAGAUCCACCAGCAUCGAAGAGCAAAAAAGUAUUGACAAUUUGUACAGAAAUAUUGAUAGUCAGUUCCCCAGUGGUGCAGCUCAUCCAACACGCAAGGACCCCAACGAGCUGUUUCGAAACACCUCAAACCCAGCUCUGCAAUUCCAGCCCCGCUUUGCUGGCCGUCAUCCUCAACAACAACAUCAGCAACAUCAGCAACAACAAUACCACCACCAUAAUAAAAGCAACAACAACAAUACUAUGAGUUACGUACAGCAGCCGUCUCAGCCCACUAGCAACCAACAGCGGCCAAACCCGCAGGCCCAUGGCUCGCAACCCCUGAAUCCGCAACAGCUAUUCACCGGAUCUUACUCAGGCAAUCCCCAAAUGCAAAGGAACCCUCCGCUAAAUUUGCCCCUAGCAAGUUCACCACCACCACCGUCACAGCAACAACCGUCACAACAGCAAAACUACCAGUUGCCUCCUCGAUCUCGGGGAGACUCAAUCUUCUUGCCUCCACCAAUAACCUCACAAAUGCGGCCCAGCAAUGAGCCUGCUUACGAAACAACAUCGUCCAAUAUGCUCAACCAAAAUGCAAACCCUUUAGUUUCAAGGUCAAACAGCAUAUUCAGCUCCCUUAUCAAUCUUCCGGGACUGACGGGAAAUUCAGUCAGUGACCAAUCGUCAACAUACCCUAAUCUGGGUCCAGCUCCAGCUCCAUCGACAAACACGGCUCCAGCUACAGCUUCAGGAUCAGCUCCGUCGGCCAAUAAUGGUGCGCCACCACCCGCAGCAGGCAAGAAUACCUCCUUGGCAAGCUCGGCGCCGACUUUGCCACCCAACUUGCCGCCUCCAUCACGGUCUCGUCAAAUGUCGUUGGCGGUGCCCAAUCAAGAAUUCACGGUUGAAGAUCUAGAAAAUCUAUUUGGCAACGAUCGAGAAAGCAUGGCAAAUCUUUUCAACUGGCUGCAAGGCGACGCCAAACUGUCUUCUGCCGCUGGCUCCAAGACCAAGGCGGGGUCGUUGGACUUGUCAUCGUGGGUCGAUGGCUCUCAGCAACCAAAUUCGAUUGCUUUCACCAGCAGCGUCACCGAGAUUAUCCAAAACAUGAUCUCCAAUGGCUCCUUGGAUUUCUCAAAUAUGAAUAACCAAGAGCGCCGCAACUCCAUCUUGAAAAUCAUCAAUGACCAAAACGGAAUCAAGAACCAGCGCAAGUCAAAUCCGUCUACAAAUUCAAACGUCAGUGCAACGCUAAGGCAAGAUAUCUUUGACAAGGGCCGCACGGACCGUCACGAUGGCCAGUCGUUGCAGCAGUCAAUUAAACCACAACAGCUUCUGCCCGAGCAGUUUCGACAAGGCAACCCCGGUGGAAAACCCGAAAAGGACCAUGUAUCACCGACAUCGUCCAUGUCAUCCAAGACUUCUCGGCCUACCGAGCAAUCGCAUUCACCCAAAACAACGCCCACUUUUGCAGAUGCCGGUGUCAAUGACAUUUACAGCGCUGAGAUGUACACCCGGCCCACAAUCAACCCACAGUCGCAACGAGCUUUCCAAAAUGGAGCCAACACCAUGUCUCCGCUGCUGAACCCGUACCAAUUCUCCAACUACCCCAGUUUCAAUAACCUGCUUGGAUUUGCAAACAUGCAAACGCCUGGAGGCAAUCGUCAAAAUAGCUUCAUGGGUAAUUAUUCUUAUCCAAUGCAAAUGCAAAUGCAACCACAACAGCAACCACAACCACAAUCGCAACCACAGCAGCAACCACAACCACAACCACAAUCUCAAUCUCAAUCUCAAUCUCAAUCUCAUUCGCAUCCCCAACAACCACAACAGCAACCUCAACCUCAUCUCCAUCCCCAUCAACGGCAUUCCCAACAACAUCCCCAGCAGCAACCACAACAGAUGUUUCCUCAGCAAAUACGAACAGCCAUGCCACCGCAAUCACAGCAGUAUCUGCAGAUGUAUUUCCCGCUGGGGAUGCCCCCUCAGGCUCAGCAACAAUACUAUACACAAGCGCCGCCUCCGCUUCCACAACCCCCACAGCAGCCUCAGUAUCCACCUGUUCAGCAGCAGUCGCAAGUGCCCACAACCAGUAAACCCAAAAAGCAACAUUCUCGCAGAUCAAGAAAACUGAGAGACAGCACAAGUGAGCGUGAUUACGGUAUCACUGAUAAUCCCAAUUUGAUGCCAGCUCAACAAUUUGCCAAAUCCGAAGACGGACGGCCGCUACUCGGGGCAACCAAGAUCGACCAGUUGAUGUUGGUUAUUCAAGCGAGGGAAAAGGGCGUGACCAAAUCCAUCGAUCAAGGACCAGAUGGCAGCAUAUUGGCUGCUCCCGAUAGUUAUAUGAGCGGCCAGGGCAUCGACACCGAGGGUGGCGUGCUCCCACGGCCGGUGAGUCUAGUUGGUGGAGUUGACAAACCUCACAAACCCAAGAACGAAGCCGAAGAAGGCACCGACGAGUACAGCCAGCCAAAGCGCAAGAAAGCCAAGAACCAGCAGUGCCCCUACUGUCUCAAAUUUUUCACCCAAUCUACUCAUUUGGAAGUGCAUAUCAGGUCGCACAUUGGAUACAAGCCCUUUGAAUGCUCCUAUUGUCAUAAGAAGUUCACUCAGGGUGGCAAUUUAAGAACACACUUGCGACUUCAUACUGGUGAAAAGCCAUUCACAUGCGACAUUUGCAACCGUUCAUUUAACCGCAAGGGCAAUUUGGAAGCUCACAAAUUGACUCACGAAAACGUCAAGCCGUUUGAAUGCCGCUUGGACGGUUGCGACAAGUCCUUUACACAGUUGGGCAAUUUAAAGUCUCAUCAGAAUAGAUUCCAUUUGCAAAGUUUGAAUACGUUGACGCAUAAACUAGCUGAACUCAGUGGGCCUGCGAUCAAUCAAUUACCGCCUGAUGAAAAAGAUUUGCUCAUUUACUUUAAGGAUUUGUACAAAAACUCAAACAAGGGUAUUCGUGGAAGAGGCAAGCAGCAGAAACUUGGAGGAGAAGGAGGAGGAGAAGAAGACGAUGACGGUUUGGACGAUACAGCACCUCAAUGA